This is a messenger RNA of Notolabrus celidotus (New Zealand spotty), 1167 nucleotides long. Its product is annotated as general transcription factor II-I repeat domain-containing protein 2B-like. Gene Ontology annotation, molecular function: protein dimerization activity. Lineage: Eukaryota; Metazoa; Chordata; Actinopteri; Labriformes; Labridae. The record is from RefSeq and is a predicted model, not a curated record. The coding region runs from base 1 to 1167 and encodes 388 amino acids. The transcript has a single exon.
AUGCGGUCGAUGAAAGGAACGACGACAGGGAGCGAUCUGUUCACGGAGGUAAACGAGUGCAUGGACCCGCUGGGACUGAAAUGGGACAGGCUGACAGGCGUCACAACGGACGGUUGUCCAAAUCUUACCGGAAAAAAUGUUGGACUUUUGAAACGUAUGCAAGAUAAAGUGACUGAAAUCGACGUGGAUCAGAAACUGGUAUUUUUGCAUUGUAUUAUACACCAACAUGUGUUAUGCAAAUCAGUGCUAAAAAUUGACCAUGUUAUUGAUGUUGUUACUAAAAUAGUAAACUUCAUCAGGGCAAGAGCAUUGAACCACAGACAGUUUGUCGCACUUUUGGAGGAGCAUGAGACCGAGCAUCGUGACAUCGGCUACCACACAGCUAUCAGAUGGCUCAGCCUGGGCAAAGUGCUAAAAAGAGUCUGGGACCUGAAAGCAGAGAUUCGGGAGUUUUGUGAGAAGAAAGGUAAAGACUUCCCAGAGCUCUCAGAUGAGGACUGGAUGGCAGAUUUUGCAUUUUCUGUUGAUGUGACUGCACUGAUGAAUGAACUGAACACCAAACUGCAAGGCAAGGGCCUUUUUGUUCAUGAAAUGCACAGCCUGGUGAAGGCUUUCAUGACGAAGAUACAGUUUCUUUCAAGCCAACUGGAGAGCAACACUCUCACUCACAUGCAAACCCUGAAAGAAGUCACACCACCAGCUGAUCACUUCCGCAGGUACUCAUCCAUGUUGGGAGCAUUGCAUGGUGAGUUUUCAAGGCGAUUUGAAGAUCUCAGAAAAAUCGAAGAUGAAAUGCACCUGAUUUCCUCUCCCUUUACCUGCAGUGUGGAUAAUGCAGCCAGUGAUGUUCAGCUGGAACUCAUCGACCUGCAGUCUGAUGCAGUACUGGCAGAGCACUUUAAUUCAGGAUCUCUGCUAGAUUUCUACUCUUCUCUCAAGGAGAACUUUCUAAACAUGAGGAGACAUGCUCAGAAGAUGUUGGUUCUCUUUGGCUCUACCUACAUAUGUGAACAAACAUUUUCAAUGAUGAAGUUCACGAAAUCCAGGUAUAGAUCCUCUCUCACUGAUGAUCAUCUGUCAGCUGUGCUUCGCAUCUCCACCUCAGACAUUCAACCUGACUUCGAUGCACUUGUUAAAGCCCAGCAGAGACUAGAUUUCUCUCACUGA